Messenger RNA from Brassica rapa (field mustard), 3811 nucleotides. RefSeq lists its product as uncharacterized. The record is from RefSeq and is a predicted model, not a curated record. Lineage: Eukaryota; Viridiplantae; Streptophyta; Magnoliopsida; Brassicales; Brassicaceae.
UACUAUUUACUUUUGUCUUUUGAUUAUAAAUCUUUUGUUCGUACUACAUGUAUGUAACAUACUAAUAAUAAUGGUAAAAUAAACAACAAACGGAGAGGGCUUACCGAAUGCUAAGAACAUCUUCACUCCACUUCUAUACUUUUUUUUUCUAAAAAGAUACAAGAAUUAUAAAAUAGAACAAGAGACUUCUUCAAUGUAUAUUUUUCAAAUAGAAAAUGCUAUUUAUUACUGUAAAUACAGAAAUAUACUAUUUUCUUUAAAAAAGGAAGUGAGCUGAUCAUAUAAAUAUAUAUUUUACAAGAAAAAUAUAGAGAUGAGUUAAAAAAAGUUCUAUUGUUAUGAAAAAUGGUUAAAGGGUCAAAGGUCAGUGUAUUUUGUUGUAAUAUUAGGUGUAUUUAUUUAUUUUCAAAAAUAAAUAUUAGGUGUAUUUGUUAUUUAUAAACUUUAUGGCGACAUAGGUAAAUUGUACAUGGAUUAAUCGUUAAAUUUAUAUAUAUAUUAAUUACUUUUUAGAAUAUGAUAAAAGUUACAGAUUCAACAAUAUAUGGUUUGAAAGUUUUUCUUGUUAAACUAACAAAGCUGCGUUUAGUUACUAUGUUUCCCCGCGUAAAAUUCUCGGACAGCCCCGAACACAGGCGAAGCCUAGUGUUUGUACAGGAUUCAGUCGAUUAGAAUGAUAACUUAGAAAAUGGGAUGACUAAAGACGUUUUUAUUAGAAUCAACACAGUGGGUUACAAGACUGAUCGAAGGUAAGGAGACAAGAUCAGAGGUUUAAACGACAAGAUCAAAGAGAUGAUUAGGAAACCCUAAAUCUAGCCGCUUAGUAUGUGAUUUCUCCCCCAAGUCCUCCUUUCGUUGCCUCCUCCUUCUCUCUUAUAGUGCCCUUCUGCGUGGUGCCCUAAUCGCGCCUAUCCUUUGGGCCUUGUCGCCCAAAGGCCGAGUAUGUGGGCCUUAGUACUGUUUCAUCCAAGCCGAGUAUAGCUGAUCGGCUUAGCUGACCGGCUUAAAGUACUCUGAGGUCGAGCUGACGUCUCUAGCCGCUAAGCCGACUAAGCUUGAUCGACCUUGUCGGGCUAGGGCCUGUUAUGUGAUGGGCCUUGUAGAGGGAUGUAAUCCAUCUCCUACAAUAAGUCCCCCCCCAGUUCACUUGUGAGCGGCUUGUCGGUCUCAGUGAAUUUGUGGGUCAGGUUCGCUCAUAUAACAGGGCCUAAUGCCGACGACAGCUCGUUUUACUGGUGUAUGGUUUUAGUCGCGUGCCGCGUCUAGUCGCUCCGCGUUACGUCUUCUCACGAUGCGUUGUGUUUUACUCGGGAGGUAAACUUCUCGGAUUAGGAGUCCAGGCGGUCUUUGGAUGGUUAACUCUGUCGAAUUGGUUCGGGCUAGAACCGGAGAUUAAUUUCGGUCCGGUUUCUUGAUUGAAAACCGGUUUUGGCGAGAAACCGAACCGUCGCGAGUAGGUUUUUGGGCAUUUAGGCGGCCUUUGAAGCCCAUUUAGGCCUUUGUAGACCUAAUGAUGACGCUUCGAAGGAUGCGCCUCGUUUUUGCUAUAAAUAGGCGCCUCUCCUUUGCUUUCGUCAUUCUUCUCUGCAAGCUCAGGUAUUCCACUUUCUCUCCCUUCUCUCUACUUUUAUUUUCUCUCUCUAGAUAAGCCUUCCGUAGCAUAGGGUUUUUUGCUAGCGAUCUAGCUGGUUUAGUCGUCCCCCCGAGUAGAAGAGAUAUGGCUUCAGGGAAUCGGCUAUCGCGCGAGGAAAAAGGGAAAGAUAUAGCUACUUCGCCAAGCCCGGCUAGGGAUGCGGACGGGGGUCCGUUGGAGGAUUUCGACAUAAUCCAUCGUGAUGCUCUGCGGGAUACGGAGAACAUGAGCCUUUCCCAGCGCCUUCUGGUCGCUGAUGCCCAUAGACAGUUUCGCGAAGAAAUCGAAGAAAACGUUGAGGACGAGGAUAGAGAGGCGAGUGGUUCUGAAGCGCCUAGCCUUGUCGUAAGACCUAGGAGACGGGCUCGUCGGAGGGGUCGUAUCGACCAGUCAGGCCGUCUCCCUGCUCCGAGAAGUGUUCCGUUCUACGAAGUAGACUGUCGUCCUGUGAUAUAUCACCCUGGUGGGAUUUUCGAAGAACUACCUUCGCUGCCUCCCGAAGCGUUACGCGACCCGCGAGUUCAAUCGUGGGGGAACGUUUUCAGUUCCUGUUCUUCCAACGAGACCGUGAAGAGAUUGCUAAGAGAGAGUGGUGGCGCUGGAGUCACCUUCCUCAUUCCGUCAACCGAUCAGCGGCCGUGGUCGCCACCGGUUGGUUACCAGUGCGUGUAUGAAUCUUACUUCAAGGAUCAGACGAAGCUCUGGUUCCCAAUCCCCAGACUGAUCACGUCUUACGCAUUUCGUCGGGAUAUCGCCAUUUCUCAGCUGCUGAACGGGUCGCUGCGCAUAGCCGUCAUGUUGAUGGUUAUGGCAGCGGAGAUGGAUGUUUCGAUGAGCGUGAGGGUGUUUGAGGAGCUGACUUUCACGAAGGCGGAGCCUAACGGGAUCUUCUCGGUAAAGAUGAGAGCGAGUUACAACGUUUUGACUGGUCAUCCCAACAAGACGCAGGAUUGGCAACGCGCUUACUUCUUCAUUAAGUCCGACGAGCAUGCCUUCGAGGAGCCGCCGGGGGACGAUUAUCGCGUUUUAUGGAAUCAGCAACUUGUUCGUCAUCCCAAUACAAUUGCCUAUCCAGAGAAAUUCUUCGAAACUGCUCAACUGAUCGCGACGCAUAGUCAUCUCAGGUGGCCGGAUCUUAGUCGGGAGUGGAUACGUCGGCAACAAGCUAGGAUCGCCAGAGUUGAUUGGGAAUCGAGACUUCCUUGUGUACUCGGUCCCCGCAAAUCACGUCUCUCCCUAUUUACUCGGAAGCAACAAAAACUCCUUAACCAAGCUAGAAAGAUGGAGGGAGUUCCCGACUUAAGUGCCCUGUUGAAAGGGAAGCUUCAAAUGCUCUCGACAAAAUCGUCUUCUGCCGGUGCCUCAGAAGUCAGGCCUGUUUCCACAGAUGGAGAUGUGAACUCUGAGCCGCUAGCUCAGAGUUCCCCAAAGAGGAAGGCCAAUAGGGCCAAGGCCAAGAACAGGAGUGUCCCUUUGGAAGAGGCACAACCUUCUGCCGAUGUCUCUGAAGUCGCGGCUAAGAAGAAGAAGAAAAAGGAGAGCAAGAAAAGGUCUCGUGAAGAGACUUCUGUUGGGGCUAUGGAGACUCCAACUGCCGCAGGGAAUGAUGGUGCGGAAAGAAACGAUCCGGCCGAUUCUACUCGGGGAUCGCCUGAGGAGCGUCCCAAGAAGAAACUGAAGAAGAAGUCAGCGGAAGGCGAUGGGACUUCUGCUCCCGAGAUUCCUUCUAGAAGUGGGGAACCAGCUACCGAAGUCGGAGAUGGCUCACGGGAUGAAUCUCCGUCGAGUAAGGGAGCCCCUUCGUCUUCUGCGAGGGAGACUGGUGCGGGAAGCGGAGGUUCGCUUCCGCGGAAGGCGGGAGGAGGAGUUCACUUCCCGGAUCACGUAGAAUUCCUUUACGACGAGGCGACUCCGUUGGUUCUGAAUCCACUUCCGUGUGCUGAACUGACUCGUCAGAUUCGUGGCGGGACCAAAGAGUUGCCGCCGGUCGACGACUUAUACUUCAAAAAGGAGUACAUUGACGCGGCUAUGGCGGGCAGACGGGUAAACUUGUUUUCCCCUUGUUUCCCUUUCUCUUUCUUAAAAAUUUUUUCUAAGUCUCUUUUGCUUCACGCAGAGUGACGGGAGCAUGAACUAUCUCGUGGAGAAGUACGACAGCACUUUGAAGCAGACGAUGGU